Messenger RNA from Trypanosoma rangeli, 1953 nucleotides. RefSeq lists its product as uncharacterized. The record is from RefSeq and is a predicted model, not a curated record. NCBI's taxonomy places the organism in Eukaryota, Euglenozoa, Kinetoplastea, Trypanosomatida, Trypanosomatidae. The coding region runs from base 1 to 1953 and encodes 650 amino acids. The transcript has a single exon.
AUGCCUCUCCCAACACCACUGUCGCCUUCAUGUGGGCCGUGCACGAGGGAACCGUCGCCCAUCACCACGCGGGCGACGCCGGCGUUAUCGUUGCGGCAGCCCAAAUGUCUGGUGGAGUACGAGCGGGCCAGAUCCCUGCACGAUAGGAAAGGCACGGGCGGCGCGACGCCCCUGGUAAAUUUGAAUGUGGUUGAUGAGGAAGAUCAGCCUCCGCGGCGGCCCAAUCCAAUUGAUAAACUCUUGACGUAUCAACGUGCGCGUGCACAGACGCAACAGGGCUCUGGUGAUAGUUCUGCGAUGCCUGUUAGCUGUGAGGAUUCUCCAGCAGAGAGGGGUAUGGGGAUUAGAAAGACGGGAAAGUUGACGGGGCCUGUCCCGUUGGCACGACUUCCAAGGGAAAUGACGGAGUAUAUCAUGCAGAUAGAGACGCAGAACCGUCAGCUUCGCCAACAAGUACUUGAGCUGCAGGAAGAGCUGCAGCGGCGGCAGCAGCAAACACAUACCAUGAUGGGGUCAUAUCAACAACUUGCGGACGCUGUUGUUGGCAACAAGCACUCGGUUGAAAUAGGUGUCGAGAAGGGCAAGAUCCACCAACAUGCGACAAAUGAUUUACACGCUGUCUUUGGGGAAUUCCUAAGCCAAGAGGAGCGAGAACAGUACGUGAAUGAGAUCCUUGCUCAGGUGGACGUUAUUGUGCAGGCACAUCGCAAUCAGAGUGAGCUGAUCAUUCUUAAAUACAAGCAGGAGGCGGAAGACGCCAAACUAGCUCUUAAAAAUCUUCGUAAGGCGAUCGCAUUAGAGGGUGUUGAUUUGUCUAUGCUGCCAGCAGCGCUUGCAACGUUGUCUGGGCCCACGCGGGCAACUAGAAGCGGUGGAUACAACGACAACGACCACAGCACUGGUGAGACACGGGCAACCAAUUCCAACUCGCCCACAUCAACAGAGGUUGAUGCCGCCGCUGCUGGUAUUAUGACCGUGAUGAAUGAGAAGUGUGCAGUGUUGGUAGGUGAGGCGGCUGAUGCGGUGCUGGGGGAUCUGCUGCGGGUGGAGGCUGGCGAUGAUGUCCCGACGGUAGUGCGCCAGUCGAUGCAGCGCGGCUUCGAAGUGCUGGCACGCCACCUUGCAUUGGUGGUCACGGAGUACAUUGGGUACUGUACAGCGGAACUGCGUUACUUGCACAAAGAGCGCGAGACGGUGUGUCGUGAGCUGCGCGAGGAUCUGCGUGCGAGCGAGAGUAGGCGGCUGCGAAUGGCACAGCAGCAUGAUACGGAGAUUCGUACAUUGCGUGACGAAAUUCAUGCGUUUCAUGUGGCGGGGGCGGAGGGGGACGAGUUGAAGGGCAUGAUUCAUGAGCGAGCAUUGGAAGAGUAUACCACCUUGCUUGUUGAGAGCCGAGCGGAGUCGGACUCACUUCGCCGGCAGCUGGAGGAGGAGCGCUCCGACCACGCCACGACGUGUCUGCGCCUCAAAUCAAGUCUCCAGCGCCGCAACACCGAGUUUGAAGAGGCUGUCAUGCGGCGUGCGGAGGAACUUGUCAGGCGGCGCGACGCACACAUCGGAGAGCUCCAGCAGCAGUUGGACGCGUCGCGUCGCGUGGAAGAGCGACGCACUAAAGAACGCGUCACAAAAGGUGUCCAGGUGCAGGCGGCGGAGUCCAUCAUUUUGGACGCGUCUAAUUACAUGUCAAACGUGCUCUCACUGGGAUCGUCCUGGAAGGGUGCGUCAUCGCAGCUUAACGGGCGCCUCGCGACACCCACGCAGUCGAGGAGUCACUCCAAAGCGGCGCCGUUGCCGCCAUCAUUACCGCCAACGCCCUCUGCACAUCCACCAAUGACGCCAUCCGCACUAGGCAGGAAUGACUCGGGCCUCCAACAGGACAACUCUUUUGAGGAGGAGGUGUGGGCAAAGACUAUGGAGCUGCUCACAAAGUACGGUCCUCUCUCUCGGCACUAG